AUGAAGACAUCCCCAUCCCACCUCGUCCGCAACUUCCUCAAAGCCAUUCACCCACCGCUUCCACCCACGACUGCCCGUGAGACCAAGAAGCUGGUCGGUGUUCUUGAGUCCGCCUUUCAGAAGCAUCUCGAUGAAAUACACCCAUCUCCUCAGACCGCCUCUUCAGGACUUGGUUCUCACGAGUCCAACCCCAUACCCGAUCCUGCUCACCAAGCAACCCGUGCUACUCAUCUUCAUUUGGCCAGCUUACUUGCUCAUCCACUCUUGCAGAAGCAGCCUGCAGCACCAUCAACACAUCGCUCAUUGACUGCUACUGCGGUCUCGGAAUUUGAAAAUGUUGGGUCCUGGAAAGCCUACGAUUUUGCCCUGGUUCAGCGGUGUUGCCGAUUGUACUUGGAUGGAUUGAAGCGGAAAGAGAUCGUUCCUCCAGCACAACGUCUGGGCCCAAGGUUAUUGAGCUGGUACACUCAUAUGAGUACCACAGAGAAAUGUAACUUCCUUGCCGAUACAGAACUCCCGCCACUUGUCGUCCCCGUUCUCUAUGCCGACGAUCUGGAAGCUGAAGUCUGGGACAUGUUGCGCAUUUUAUACGAACGUCCUAGCCUGUCAAAGGCGUUUGCAAAAUCAAGCUUCUCGGUGGUUGAGCAAAGCAGAAUAUCUUCAUAUCACAGGGCUGAAGACAAUCUCAUCUCCCUUAUGAUUCAUCAGGCUACUUUCAGAGAAUCUGUAGUCGCUGGUGCUCAACAAUUUGUUCAGGCUUGCAAAUAUCACGAAUCGCGCAAUCCUUCCGAUGGAAAUCAACCUAUCAACCUUGGACGCAGCUGGAACCGUCUUGCUCAGGCAAUGCUCGACCGUCGGAGUACGUCUCGCAUUUUGCCAGAGCUUUUCGACGAAGUAGUCUUUUUCGGUUCGAGGUGUUUUCGGCAGUGGGCUUGGAGUCCCUCUUGCCUACAACUCUACCAUCCUUCUGUCCCUUCCUACAAGCCAUUAAUGACCUACUUGGAAUCCUACACCACGCAUACCAAAAAGUCACCGUGGGCGAACAAAGGUAAACCACUGAAAACUUUAGUCACAAUCAUCAAUGAUGCGGUUGCCCUUGCCGAGUCACAAGGCCGGCCGCGAGAUGCUCGAAAACUCAACGACAUUAAGACCAACCUGAUACCAAGCUCUUCAUAUCGUCCAGAAUUACAAGCGGCCCCACAAACAAAACACAGCGAACCCGCAACAUCGUCCGACACUAUACCAAAUCUUGGUCUCGCAUGGACUUGA
This is a messenger RNA of Exophiala bonariae, 1269 nucleotides long. RefSeq lists its product as uncharacterized. Bases 1 to 1269 code for a protein of 422 amino acids. The transcript has a single exon. The record is from RefSeq and is a predicted model, not a curated record. NCBI's taxonomy places the organism in Eukaryota, Fungi, Ascomycota, Eurotiomycetes, Chaetothyriales, Herpotrichiellaceae.